Messenger RNA from Quercus lobata, 1193 nucleotides. RefSeq names its product epoxide hydrolase A-like. The record is from RefSeq and is a predicted model, not a curated record. Gene Ontology annotation, molecular function: catalytic activity. NCBI's taxonomy places the organism in Eukaryota, Viridiplantae, Streptophyta, Magnoliopsida, Fagales, Fagaceae. The coding region runs from base 78 to 1100 and encodes 340 amino acids. The transcript is spliced from 5 exons.
UCUUUCUAUAUAGUCAAUACAAUUAACUUUCUCAUUAGUCAUUACCACCUAUCCCUUGUUUCUCACCUCUCUCCAAAAUGGAAAAGAUCCAGCACAGUCAUGUAGAAGUAAGAGGACUAAAGCUUCAUGUCGCCCAGAUUGGAAGUGGUGAUAAGGUAGUGGUGUUCCUGCAUGGAUUUCCUGAAAUAUGGUAUACAUGGAGGCACCAAUUGAUUGCUGUUGCAAAUGCUGGCUACCGAGCAAUAGCCAUUGAUUUCAGGGGCUAUGGACUGUCUGACCAGCCACCGGAGCCAGAGAAAGCAAAUUUCAAUGACCUUGUUGAUGAUGUUGUCGGCCUUCUUGACUCUCUGGGCAUCAAUAAGGCUUUUCUUAUUGGCAAGGACUUCGGAGCUUUACCAGCAUACAUGGUAGCAGCGGUCCAUCCAGAAAGGGUGUCAGGCGUUAUAACACUUGGUAUUCCUUUCAUGUUACCUAGUCCUUCUGCUGUCCAAAAUCAUCAACUUCCUCAAGGCUUCUACAUAACUAGGUGGCAGGAGCCAGGGCGAGCAGAAGCUGACUUUGGCCGGUUUGAUGCCAAAGCAGUGGUAAGGAACAUCUACACUCUCUUCUCAGGAAGUGAGGUCCCAAUUGCAGCCGAGGAUCAGGAAAUCAUGGACUUGUUUGACCCUUCUGCUCCUCUUCCACCAUGGUUCUCCGAGGAAGAUCUCUCAGUCUAUGCUUCCUUAUAUGAGAAGUCUGGAUUCCAAUUUGCAUUGCAGGUUCCAUACAGGACUUUAAAUGUGGAUUGUGGAAUAACUGAGCCGAUAGUCAAAGCUCCAACGCUGCUGAUUAUGGGGGAGAAGGAUUAUGUACGGAAAUUCCCAGGGAUCGAGGACUACAUAAGGAGUGGAGCCAUGAAGCAUGUUGUACCAGAUUUAGAUAUCAUAUUCAUGCCUGAAGGGAGCCAUUUUGUCCAAGAGCAACUUCCAGAUCAGGUGAAUGAGUUCAUCAUCACCUUCCUCGGAAAACAUAGUGCCUGGGGAGGAUGCUAUAUAAGUACCCCAGGUGUAAGAAUAAAAUCUAUGCUAGAAAAUAUUGUAUCCAUGGGCAGCGAGGACUAAAUCUUUCUUGUGCAACUUUGUCGUCUACAUGUGCUUAGCUUAACAGAUAUUCCAAAUGGUUUUAAAUACAUAUGGAGCUGGAUUUCUUGCAUU